This is a messenger RNA of Haliotis rufescens (red abalone), 1573 nucleotides long. RefSeq lists its product as uncharacterized. NCBI's taxonomy places the organism in Eukaryota, Metazoa, Mollusca, Gastropoda, Lepetellida, Haliotidae. Gene Ontology annotation, biological process: signal transduction. The transcript has 4 exons. Bases 107 to 1048 code for a protein of 313 amino acids. Gene Ontology annotation, molecular function: protein binding. The record is from RefSeq and is a predicted model, not a curated record.
UCAUAAUCGCUGCUCAUUUGCAUAAUACAUGCUGUGCAAAGGGUGAAAAGAAAGUUGUUGGUAAUACCUCACACAGGUUUCAUUCAAGCAAGCAUUUGUGGUAAACAUGUCAGGACCAGAGAACAUAUCGGACGUAGAGCUCCUGUGGUACAAGGGGUUUAGGAUUCUAAACAAGGCCGUGGCCCUUGAACUACGUCAGCUGUUUCGGCGCCUGUGGAACCAGAAGCAUCCAACCAACCCAUGGCAGGAUGACCAGACCUCAGGGGAAAUCUUUUAUAAUGAUUACAAACCCAAAAGAUUAAACGGACGAUAUGACGAUAUUAUAAAAAAUGGUAAGUUAGGUGAUUGGGACAUGACAGUUCUGUGCCGAGCAUUUAUUGACUACUCCCUUAUGAAUACCAUGGACAGGAAGUACAGUACCAAUGUCCACAUCUUGAGAGACUUGCGGAACACAUAUGCUCAUAGCCCAAAUUCAUCCAGACAACAAGGAGACUAUCAGAAAGAUAUAGCUCAAAUUAGGAAGGUUUUCACGGAACUUGGUCUGAGCGAAGAAACCUUGAAUGAAGCAGAGAGCAUCACCCCAGACGAUAUAGAGCGUCGAGAGCUGCUGAGUGUAAUAGAGACCCUGAUACAGGAACAGGCAGAAUUUAGGGAGGAAGUCCGGAAAAGACUUCCCGAACAUGGUGAAGACCAACCAGAUCAACAGGACCCUUCAAUUCCUGCAUAUGAAGAAUGGUUCCGGGCAAUGACUCUUGACCAACAACAACGGAUCGUGACUGACAAGUUCAUUGGGAGGAUUGCAAAACAUGUCGGGGCAGAUUGGGAACUGAUAGCAGCAGUAAUGGACAUCUCUAGGCCCAAGCGAGAAGCUAUUGUAGCCAAACACCCAAGAUCCAUCCAGCUACAAGUUGUUGGAGCAUUCACCACAUGGAAACAGAAGAACUCACGUCAAGCUACAAUUGCAGCAUUGAUUCAAAUCUUGUGUCAGUGCAAUGAGCGGUGUACCAUCGACUGGGACGAUAUCGAGGACGUGGUGAUGGGGGAUUAGUGAUGGGGAUUGGUGACUGUCUCUAUAACAAUGAAGACUGUAAGGACAUAUAACAUUUAUGGAUAACAAGUUCUUCUUUCUAAUAAUACUACAGAGCUACUUCUUGUCACUUUACAUUCAGCUGAUGUAGGUGCAAAAUAUAGUCGUUAUAAAGAAGUUGAAGAAGGUGGUAAGGGGGAUUGGUAACCGUCUUUAUGACAGUGAAGACUUUAAGGACAUAUGACAUUUAUGGAUAACAUGUUCUUCUUUCUAAUGAUACCACAGGGCUACUUCUUGUCCCUUUACAUUCAACUGAUGUAGGUGCAAAAUAUACUCGUUAUAAAGAAGCUGUCAUAAAAGUUAUAAAGAUGUUGUCAUAAAAGUGUUUUCUUACUUCUUGUAACCAACCAAAAGACUAUGAAGCCGAUGUUAUAAUCAUGUGUGCACUAUAUGUGCAAUUGAUCUGUAAAUGACGAGCAUAUAUAUCGAGCUAUCCGUUGUUGGGGUAUGAAUGGUACCUUCAAAUUAAACAGUUUUAUAUCUGUG